UGAUCGCCUGGAACUGGCAGCAUGCGGAGGUGAAAGCGGAUCUCUCAUAACCGAUCGAGGUUUACACCCUUGACGGUAUAUUUUUAAAACCUCGGGAUCAGUAUUUUUUUUCUUUAAACAUUACAUUAGUGAUAUCUUCAGAAGCCACCACGCCAUGCAUUCGAGCAGAGGAUUAUCACGAAGGAAUUGCCCCGAAUCCCUGAGCUGCAGCUGGGGCACCGAGCUCUGGGAUCAGUUUGAUAACUUGGAGAAGCACACACAGUGGGGCAUCGAGUUUGUGGAGCGCUACACCAAGUUUGUCAAGGAGAGAUCCGAAAUCGAGCUGAGCUAUGCCAAGCAAAUAAGAAAUCUCUCUAAGAAAUAUCAGCCCAAGAAGAACUCCAGAGAAGAGGACGAAUACAAGUACACCUCAUGCAGAGCGUUUUUGAUGACACUGAACGAGCUGAACGACUACGCCGGGCAGCACGAGGUCAUCGCAGAGAACCUCUCGACACAGAUCAUCUCGGAGCUGGUGCGCUACAUCCAGGAGCUGAAAGCGGAACGGAAAGCGCAUUUCCACGAUGGCCGCAGAGCUCAGCAGCACAUUGAGAACUCCUGGAAACAACUGGAGUCGAGUAAACGUCGGUUUGAGAGAGACUGCAAAGAAGCCGACCGUGCCCAGCAUUAUUUUGACAAGAUGGAUGCUGACAUUAACGUGACCAAGGCUGAUGUGGAGAAGCGGUGUUCACUCAAGGCUAAACAGCAGGCUCAAAUAAGGCAUCAAAUAGCUGAUGACAGUAAGAACGAAUAUCUGUCCUACCUGCAGAAGUUUAAUAAAGACCAACAUGAGCACUACUACACCCUCAUCCCUCACAUCUUUCAAAGGAUCCAGGAGAUGGAGGAGAGACGGAUUGAGAGACUAGGAGAAAGCAUGAGGUGCUAUUCCGAGGUAGAGCGCAAAGUGCUACCCAUUGUUAAUAAGUGUCUGGAUGGCAUGACCAAGGCAGCUGAGUCCAUCGAGCCCAAAAUGGACACCAAGCAGGUGGUAGAGACGUACAAGUCAGGCUUUGAGCCUCCAGGUGACGUAGAGUUCGAGGACUACAGUGUUUCCAUGAAGAGAGCCGUGUCUGAGUCCAGCUUCCUGAACGCACGUGGAGAGAGUCGGCGCAGAAGCCGGAGCAGGCUGUGGCCUUUAAUUAAGAGGAAUAAGCUUAUGUCAUUGCUAGCGUCACCCCGUCAGCCCCCUCCACCUCCCCCCACAUCGCCCUCUCCAGAAGGCCUGGCCAACGGGCCGCACUCGCCUCCGCACAGCAAGGAGCCGCUCGGACAGCGCCUCAAUGACUUCAUGAGCUCCAAACACAAGAUGCAGUGCCUGAGGAGCCUCAAGCGUGGGCUCUCCCUAAAGCUGGUAAGUGGAACAAUCCAGGAGGACUACAGUCAUUUACCCCCAGAGCAAAGGCGAAAGAAACUGCAGGCCAAGCUUAAUGACAUAAGCAAAGAUAUCCAGAAAGAGAUGGAUCAGAGGGACGCGCUGAAUAAAAUGAAGGAAGUGUACAUUAAGAACCCUCACAUGGGUGACCCCAACAGUGUGGACCCACGUUUAGAGGAGGUGCGGCAGAGCAUCGAAAAGCUGCAGCUCGAGGCACAUAAAUAUGAGACCUGGCUAACAGACCUGGAGAGGAAGCUGCUGGAGAAGGACAGCACCCUGAGGAGACAAAGCGCCCCUUUUGAUUCGCAGGGCAACCCGGCCAACGUUGCUAACAGCUGUGCCCAGAACAGGGAGAGUCCGGACGGCAGCUAUACGGAGGACCCCAGCACGGAGACGGUGCAGUUCAAGUCCCGCAGCACCGAGUUCGAUGAUGAGUUUGAUGAUGAAGAACCUUUACCCACAAUAGGAACCUGCAAGGCUCUCUACCCUUUCGAAGGCCAGAACGAGGGCACCAUCCCGAUGGUGGAAGGCGAGAUGCUGUACGUAAUCGAAGAGGACAAAGGAGACGGCUGGACUCGAGUGCGUAGGAACGAGGACGAAGAGGGAUACGUGCCCACGUCCUACAUCAAGCUCUGCUUCGACGCCAACUCCAAAGAUCCCUAAAAGCGUUUGGCUGGCACAGGAGUGGCAGGGCAAGCGUCCUUGCGUGAAACAUCCCUCUUCUUUAAUGCGUAGUCAGAGAGGUGCUGUGUGAGGCCGUCUGACAGGCCGAUCCUUUUUUAACACAAACUCUGAAUCUCCUCUUCUUCGGGCCAGAGGCUCGGAAAUAAUGUCUGAGAUCUUAUUUUAUUAUUUUUUUUGCUUGUUUUUUUGUUUUCUUUUAAAUGACUCGUGUGCUAAUGAUUUGCAGAGCUUGCUUCUCGUGUGAGCCUAGCCUUUUCCGCCUUGUGCAGUAGCUGCUUGCUGUCGGACCAGAGGUCUAAACUCUGUCCCUGAGAAUCAGAUACAGGACCGCGAUGUGCUUCUAGUCAAGCCGGCCAAGCUUUUCAUAAUAGUCCUGAUCUAGUAGCUGCUGUCUUUCUCUGGCUUCAAAAGGUUCUUGAAGAUCCCUAGGGAAACUACUUUCAUGGACUUUUUUUAAAAAUGUUAGGGCGGGUUAUGUGGGCGGGAAAGGUGCUCGAGUUUGUUUUUUUCUAGAGGUAUAUCAUAUACAAUGAUUCAAUAUGGUGUUUUUUGUGACCAAAUCUGAAAGUGAAGUUGUUGAAGCAGGCAGCUUUAGUGUUGCAGUCCUUCAGUCGGUGACUCUUUCUUCACGGAGACGAAAGCAGUACCGCCUCACUCACUCGCUUACCCGCUCAUGUUCACUUUCUUCCUUGUUAUAUGUGUAUACAUCACAUUUCCUCUCUUUCUCUCGCUUUGAUCUUUCUCUCUCGCACUGAUAGCGUUUUUGCACUGGACACUGUGGUACCGUAUGCAGCAGUACAGGUACUAAUCUAAAUCCAAACCUACUGGUUGAGUAAACUGGAUUAGUGUUAGGUAGUGUUAAAUAGCAGAACACUAGCCCUAAAACUAUGAGUAGGACAGAUAAAGUAGGAAUUUCUGUAUGGUUUCAGUCAAUUUGUUGUAGGCAUGUCGUGAAUAAUAAAAGACUUGAGGGCAUGCUCUCCGAGGAACACGUCCCGCGUAAUAACACGUCCUGCAAAUAAUAAAAUAAUUUUGAUGUCACUGUAAAUGGAAAGUCGUCUUAAUAACUGUUACCAAGCCCUGACACUGGAGACUCCUUCUGUAAAUAACAUUAUCAGAAUCAUGGAUCAUGCAUUGAAGAAAAUUGGUGAAUUUGGUGAACAAAUGAAUUAAUAUAAACAUGCAAGUUGCUUUUGGUUAGCACUGUCGCCAUGCAUCUCCAGGAUUCGGGUUCGAUUCCCACCUCGUGUCUGUGUACAUGUUCUUCCCGUGCCUGGUGUGUUAUCUCCCACACAUGCGGAUUACGUUAAUUGGCGUUCCCAAAUUGCCAUUUAUUUGCUAUUUUUUUUUGGAUUUUUUGGCAUAAAAAUUCGCAUAAAUGAAUUUUUCUUUACCGUACCCCACUAUACAGUGAAAAAGCGCUAAAGUCCUUUGAAGUUUCCCGUCUCUUUCUUUCUGUCUUCCUCUUCCUGUCUUUUACGUUUCCUCACUUUAAAUCUGUUUCCUGGUCAAGUUCUUUCUUUCUCUUCCUCCAUCUUUUCCUCUUUCAUUGUGUCUUUUUUUACUUUUCCUUCGUUUUGUAUCUUCUCCCCCCACCCCUCUCUCUGUGGGCUCAGUGGCUUUGGCCAUAGCCGUGUGUCGUGUAGCUGUAGUAGUGCGUUCACUCGAUGUUGAUGAUGUUCUCCAGCUGGUGCUGUGUUUCUGCGCAUGCAUGCUUGCCCCGUCUCUUUGUCUGUGCCAGUCUUAAGGGUCCAGCAAGUUCUUGCCUUCACUUCCUGAUGGGUGAACUUGCUUCUUAAGUUGUGUUCGUGCCUGUGGUUUACUUAUUUAAUUUAUUUAUUCAUUUUCUAUGGAUCUGAAAGGUUUUAUUUUUUUCGCCACCUGUGCAUGGCCACUUGCUUCAUGCUUCCUAGGUUCUUAUUUUUACUUUUUUUCUUUCUUUAUAUUUUUUUUUUACGAAAAAUCGAGAUGCUUCUUUUUGAUCAUCAUUUCGCAGUAAUUUGAGCUGAUGUUAAAAACAAAUAGUUACCUCAUUUUUGAUGGAUUUUGGGCUGCUCUUUGAAUCAGCUCUGAAUGACUAACAUUGUGGUUUAUCUCCAUUUAUAAAGAAAGAGUAAUGCAGUGCUGAGUGUGUGUGUGUGUGUGUGUGUGUGUGUGUGUGUGUAAGAGAGAGAGAGAGAGUGUGUGUGCAUUCUCAGUAUUGUGUUUUAGAUUUUCUGACUCUCUCUUUCCCUCAAGACUUUAUCAUAAACACCAGACUGCCAAGAUAUCAGAGCCUUGUAAUGUCAGUGUUGAUCCCAGCUGCUCCCUGUUUAUUAGUAAUAAUAGAGCUUAAUUCUACUUCAAUUUUCAAAACAGAACCAUUGUAAAAGGCAUCAAAUUUUUAUGUGCAAAUAAUCAAAUUAAAGGCCAUU
Molecule: messenger RNA, 4506 nt
Organism: Clarias gariepinus (North African catfish)
Lineage: Eukaryota; Metazoa; Chordata; Actinopteri; Siluriformes; Clariidae
Gene: fnbp1a
Product: formin binding protein 1a
Exons: 18
Coding region: 155-2071 (638 amino acids)
Biological process (GO): signal transduction; endocytosis
Molecular function (GO): protein binding
Source: RefSeq, a predicted model, not a curated record